Messenger RNA from Zophobas morio, 679 nucleotides. RefSeq names its product stromal cell-derived factor 2-like protein 1. The transcript is spliced from 7 exons. The coding region runs from base 44 to 679 and encodes 211 amino acids. NCBI's taxonomy places the organism in Eukaryota, Metazoa, Arthropoda, Insecta, Coleoptera, Tenebrionidae. The record is from RefSeq and is a predicted model, not a curated record.
AAUAGAAUAUUAUCAAUCCUCGGAAGUCAAUAUAUUGAACUCAAUGUUUCUUUUUCUGUUUAUUUUUUUGGCCUCAUCAGCCAUUUCUUUUGAAUCAGGUUACGAGUAUGUAACCUGUGGGAGCAUUAUAAAGCUAAAGCAUGAUCAAACUAAGUACAAUCUUCACUCGCAUCCCGUUACUUAUGGGUCUGGUAGUCACCAGCAGUCUGUUACCUCUAACGUUCGUGACGACGACCCUAAUAGUUACUGGCAAGUUCAAGCUGCUUAUAAUCAAACUUGUAGAAGAGGUGAACCAAUAAAAUGUAAUUCUCUCAUUCGUUUAUUCCACGUCAACACUCAAAAGUUUCUUCACAGUCAUCGGCAUAAAUCCCCUUUAACACAUCGUCAAGAAGUUAGCGCUUAUGGAUCAGAGGAAAAUGUAAACGGCGAUUCUGGUGAUAACUGGGAAAUAAAGUGCAAAGGCUCGUGGAAACGAGAAUCAACGAUCCAGUUAAAACAUGUGGACACUGGCGCUUUGCUAAGUAGUGGCCGUUACACUUUUCCUAUGGAUGUUGUUCGAGGGCAGAAUGAGGUUCACUGUAAAUUUGAAGAUGAUCUCGAGGUCAAUUGGCAUAGCUGGUUUGGUGUCUACUUUUCCUCUGAAGAGGCUUCUGCGUAUUAUAUUCACAAUGAACUUUAA